AUAGCGCAUGCGUUAACUCGACUUCCUCCACGUGGGUUCGACCAUUUUAACAACAAACCAGAACAAGACGAUUGCAGAAGAAGAAGGAACAAGAAACAUGGCUGAAAAACGACCACGUAUGGAGGCUGAUGGCAGAGAAGAUGUGGACGAAAAUACUAAUCAGUCAAAUGGAACUUUCAUGUUUAGUGACAAACCUUCACUAGAAGAAAUCCGAAAGAUGUCAAGCAAGUUUGCAGAUGAUCGUGACUGGAACCAGUUCCAUACACCCAGAAAUUUACUCCUGGCGAUGACAGCAGAAGUUGGAGAGCUUACUGAAAUAUUUCAGUGGAAGGGAGAGGUGAAGGAAGGGCUACCAGAUUUCUCCGAGGCAGAAAAGCGGCAUGUUGGUCAGGAGAUGAGUGAUGUAUUACUGUACCUGGUCCGGCUAGCCGAUAAAUGUCACAUUGACCUCACAGCGGCCGUAGUGGACAAGAUUCAACUCAAUGCCAAGAAGUACCCAGCUGACAAAGUGUAUGGGAAAAGCAACAAGUAUACAGAUUAUGACAACAGUAACCGUGGUGAUAGCUGAUUUUGAGUGGUUCCUGAACACGGUUAACAUUUGAAGUUAACAUUGGACAUCAUCAUUCAGAGCAGUUGUGAGAUGUGUCAUGUUGUAAUGUCAUUAAAAUCAAAUCAUAUUUCUCCCUGCUGUCAAAAACAGACCUGAGGACAUCCCAUUAUGUGUCACAUCAGAGCAAUGUUUCAUACCAGCGAUCAGAGUAUCACUACUAGAUCAGGAAAGUGACUUUUGGGAUUUGUAUUUUUAAUCAUGCAAACUUGAAAAGGUUAACACAGGUAUUCUGAACAUUUACUGGCUGUACAAAUGAUUCUGUUAAAGCCAUCAUCUGUCUGUCGCUUCAGUGGGACAAACAUUUGAAAGGAAACUGACUUUACAUAGCCAGUAGAAUAUAAUCUCGGACAUCUCUCAGACAUUUAUGAAUCUUCUUUUGUUUACUUUUCAAAUUGUUAGUCAGGAUUUUUGUCAAAACAUUUUUCAAAGAAUUGGCUGGAAUGAAAGUCGCCAGUUUUAGAAGAGUGUCAUAAAGUUCAGGAGUCCUUCCACUUGACAGUCAAGGUUCACAAAAAGGUCACUCUGACAUGACAGUGCAAUGGGUUUACUCAGAUAUUUGUUUAUUGGUAAAGAGACAUAAGAUCUGCUAUUAAUGUGAUUGUUGAUGCCAUGUGUUUGAAGCCAGACCAACAUCACCAUGGAGACACCAUGACAACAGUACUAGUUGACCAAAUCACAAAUUGGUUUCUCAGUGACUUCAUGUUUGUUGUUGACUUUGUUUACAGACUUUUAAAUAAAGAUAUUUUUUCUUA
Messenger RNA from Haliotis rubra (blacklip abalone), 1362 nucleotides. Its product is annotated as dCTP pyrophosphatase 1-like. Gene Ontology annotation, biological process: nucleoside triphosphate catabolic process. Gene Ontology annotation, molecular function: nucleoside triphosphate diphosphatase activity. Bases 98 to 568 code for a protein of 156 amino acids. The transcript is spliced from 4 exons. Lineage: Eukaryota; Metazoa; Mollusca; Gastropoda; Lepetellida; Haliotidae. The record is from RefSeq and is a predicted model, not a curated record.